This is a messenger RNA of Mucor mucedo, 1077 nucleotides long. RefSeq lists its product as uncharacterized. The record is from RefSeq and is a predicted model, not a curated record. Bases 102 to 593 code for a protein of 163 amino acids. The transcript has 5 exons. NCBI's taxonomy places the organism in Eukaryota, Fungi, Mucoromycota, Mucoromycetes, Mucorales, Mucoraceae.
AGGGUUCUUGAGUUUUUGGAAACUCAGAGGCUGUAAAUGGCUGUGAUUGCACUGUAAAUAGUUUUAUUUAUACUGGCCUUCUGGUCUUGGCCAGACUUGCUAUGAAGGAAGGGUUUUUUGAUAAUGCUGUUCUAGAAAUAACAAAUCAACCUCUAUACUACAAAGCAUUUAUGAAGAGUCUUGAAGAAGAAGGCUAUGAAUUAAUAGGUUACAUAAGAAAAUCAAAAGGAAAAGAAAACGACGAUGUCAGAGUCCGAUUAUUAGAAACUAUGGCUAUUAGGCUUACAGAAAGAUAUUCAGUCAAGACCUUUUAUGCUUCCCCCUUCUCUAACAGCAUGGAUGAAAUCGCCUCAAGAGAUUUAUGCGAGAAGAAUAAAUCCCUUGUAAAGCGAUUGAAUAAUGUUUCUGGAAGUGCCCAAGAUAUGAUGAGUCAUAUCAAAGCAGCCAAUACUAAUAUUUGUUUGAUUGUGAUAGACUUUGCGGGUCUAUCAAGAGAUAGCGAAGAUAUACGAUCCUUUGUCAGAUCUCACCCGAAGUUAAAAAAAAAUAUCAGUGGAUCGUUUACCAAUAAACAACAUGGUCACAACAUAUAACAGAGAAGAUAUACUACUUGAUCACAAAUUCAUGAAGGAUUUUGAUUGCAGAAAGGCACCAAUACAAAGAUCUCUAUAGAUAAAGUUUAUUUCUAACGAACAUUAAAAUCUUAUAGAAUGCAAAUGACUAUAACAAAAUUGUCAGAAAAAACUCACAAAUAACUUUUUUUUUGAACCGUUUUUUUUCACUUUUUUUUUCAGAGCAUGGUCACUUUUUACAGAGCAUGGUCACUUUAACAGAGCAUGGUCACUUUUUUCUGAACAUGGUUACUAGCAUGAUCAUCUAUUUUUAUCUUAUCGAAAUUUGACAAUUACAGGAAUACAGCAUGUUAAUGAAUCGGCAACGCACUUUUUUUUUCUUUCUUUGGAACGAUUAGUUUUUUAAGUAGAGCACCUCAGUCAAAUUACAAAAACUGCCCUUUGGAAAAAUCAAACCGGCCAUUGGAUGAAUCAAAACUGCCAUUUGGAAAAAUUAAAACCACCC